CUUCCGACCCCGCGUCCCGCAGGCCGGGCCGUGCUGGGCCUCGCCGCGUGCUUCCCGGCCCCUCGCACCUGGGCCCUGGUCUCCCCUCGCACGGCCCGGUGCCCCGGCGGGGCCCGGCGUCACGUGCUGAGCAGGCCCGAACUCUGCUCUGUAACUUUGUUUGCAACUUCAAGGACUUUGUGUUCGAAGGCUUAUAAAGCCCAGAAACUAAGCCCUGACGCCAUGGUGGAGCUGUCAGUAUGGAGCAGUGCAGCGCGUGGGGUUCUGUUCAGCUGCUUGCAUGAAAAUGAAGCAGAGAGACCAGAAGAAGAAAAAACUAGUGCUCCACCCCCACCUGGAAAUGAAGAGGAGGCUGCAGAAAAUGGCGUUGUGAAAACGAAGGUUACUGAGGCUGAGGAUGACAGUGAUAGUGAUAGCGAUGAUGAUGAAGAUGAUGUUCAAGUCACCAUAGGAGAUAUUAAAACAGGAGCUCCACAGUUUAGUUAUGGAGCAGCACCUGUGAACCUCAAUAUUAAGACAGGAGGACGAGUUUAUGGAUCUUCUGGUGUAAAAGUUAAAGGGGUGGAUUUAGAUGCACCAGGAAAUAUUAAUGGUGUGCCACUUCUGGAAGUAGAUCUAGAUUCUUUUGAAGAUAAACCUUGGAGAAAACCAGGGGCUGAUCUAUCUGAUUAUUUCAACUAUGGGUUCAAUGAAGAUACAUGGAAAGCAUACUGUGAAAAACAGAAGAGAAUACGAAUGGGUCUUGAAAUUUUACCAGUUACCUCAGCCACAAAUAAAAUUACGGUACAACAGGGCAGAACUGGAAAUCUGGAGAAGGAGUUGGCAGUGCAGUCGACCAAAGCUGAUUUCACCUCUCCUCCUGCCUUAUUCAAAUCAGGAAUUCCAACAAACAGGCGAUUAUCUGGCGCAAUAGAUGUGAUUGGACAGACCAUCACUAUCAGCAGGGUAGAAGGACGACGACGUGCUAAUGAAAACAGCAACAUACAGGUUCUUUCAGAACGAUCUAAUCCUGAAGUAGACAAUUUUACCAAGCCACCUCCAUUUUUCCCUCCAGGAGCUCCACCUACUCACCUUCCACCACCUCCUUUCCUCCCACCCCCUCCAACUGUUAGUACUGCUCCGCCACUGAUUCCUCCUCCAGGUAUACCAAUAACAGUACCACCACCAGGCUUUCCACCACCACCUGGCGGUCCUCCACCUUCCCUCAUACCCACCAUAGAAAGUGGACAUUCCUCUGGCUACGACAGUCGUUCUGUUCGUGCAUUUUCAUAUGGUAGUGUCACCUUUCCGCACCUUGCAGGUUCUGCUCCUUCAUGGUCUAGUCUUAUGGACAGCAGCAAACAGUGGGAUUACUAUGCACGGCGAGAGAAGGAUAGGGAGCGGGACAGAGAUCGAUCUCGGGAUCGAGAUCGGGACCGGGACCGAGACAGAGAUCGAGAACGUACCAGAGACAGGGAAAGGGACCGAGAUCACAGCCCAUCUUCAAGCGCAUUCAACAGGGAUGAAGAACAUAUGUCUGCGGUAAAUUGCACCCAUGAGAAAUCUUGGAACUGUUACGUUCAGUGUUAUUACCCAAGGCAGUAA
This is a messenger RNA of Meleagris gallopavo (turkey), 1584 nucleotides long. The record is from RefSeq and is a predicted model, not a curated record. NCBI's taxonomy places the organism in Eukaryota, Metazoa, Chordata, Aves, Galliformes, Phasianidae.